AUGAUUUCAACACAACCUCCCAAGCACCGCGAUGAAUUUAGAGUAGCAAUCAUGUGCGCUCUAUCUCGUGAGGCGGAUGCAGUGUCGUUACUUUUCGACGAAUUUUGGGACGAGGCGGGUGAUCCAUAUGGCCGAGUGAAGUCAGACACGAAUUUCUACAUCACUGGACGCAUCGGAAAACACAAUGUCGUCUUGACGAUCAUGUCCGGAAUGGGUACAAAUAGCGCGACUUACGCAGCAGUCAACUUGAGGGCAAGCUACACUGGUCUGCAACUGAUUCUCCUUGUUGGCAUCUGCGGUGGCUUGCCACGCAUAGGCGACAAAAAUGCAUAUCUAGGAGACGUAGUAGUGAGCAAGCAGAUUGUCGGAUAUGAUAACAUGUUUGACGAUGGUACUGGAAGACCUAACGCAGAUGUACGACCAUUGCUGGCAGUACUGGAUACAGAGUUCAUGGAGAAACGGUUGAAAAUGGCGGCUGCAAUCUAUCUGAAGGAAUUACAGCAAGAGGCAAAGGAACAAAUGCGUCGAGCCGAAUAUCAUUAUCCCGGGGCAAAGAACGACGCUAUUUACCCGCCCGAAUAUUCGCACAAACACAAAGACUUAUGCCGUGCAUGUGCUGAAGACCCCGACUUCUUUUGCAGAUCAGCUUUCCAAUCUUCAUGUGUUGAGAUUGGAUGCGAGCCGGAUAAAUUGAUCCCAAGAGAGCAUAGAGAGGAUCUCCCCAUAGGUGCUGACUUUGCCCCUGAGAUCUUCAUCGGUCGACUAGGUUCGGGCAAUACUGUUAUGAAAAGUGGCUUAGACCGUGAUCGAAUCGCCGCUAAAUAUAACGUUGUUGCAUUUGAGAUGGAAGGCGCUGGAAUAGGAGAAGAGUUUCCCUGUAUUGUUGUCAAGGGCAUAUGCGACUAUGCAGAUAGCCACAAGAAUAAGACAUGGCAGAACUUUGCUGCUGCUACGGCUGCGUCUGUUGCUAAGGCUAUUCUUGCAUGGUUCCCAAGCAGCAGUGGCGGCCAGCAUGAGCCUUCACCGAAAGCAUAUCACGAAUCAAACGAGCUUAGCGUCGCCAACAAUGCACUUGUAGACACCGCUUGGGUCAGUCAGGGUGAUAUCCUAGGAAGCUUGACAUACAACUCUGAGCCGGUACAAACGCCUGAACAGUUAAGUAUAAUUGAGGUUCAUCGCAGGUAUCUAGAUAAUAGUACUGAGUCUCCAUGA
This is a messenger RNA of Fusarium fujikuroi IMI 58289, 1212 nucleotides long. RefSeq lists its product as uncharacterized. Gene Ontology annotation, biological process: nucleoside metabolic process. Bases 1 to 1212 code for a protein of 403 amino acids. The record is from RefSeq and is a predicted model, not a curated record. Gene Ontology annotation, molecular function: catalytic activity. Lineage: Eukaryota; Fungi; Ascomycota; Sordariomycetes; Hypocreales; Nectriaceae. The transcript is spliced from 2 exons.